GACAAUGCAAAACAUAAACACGUGCAAAUGGCAUUUGUCAUUAAAAUUGCAAAAACUGUCAGAACUCAUUGGAAGAAAUCAAUAUUUGGUGCUUGUUUAGUUGCAUACGGCAUUAAAUAUGCCAUAAAAAGUCAUGAAGAGAACUUAAUUCGUAGAGCUUUUUGUGAAGAAGCCCGGAAAUAUGGCGAGGAGAAGAUAACUCUGAAUGACAAACCAAGAAAGGUCACUGUGUUUCUGAACCCCGCUUCUCAGGGAGGUAAAGGAUCGAAGCUGUUCAAUAAAAAUGCUGCUCCAAUCUUGUACCUUGCUGGAAUGGAGGUUAAUGUUGUCAAGACGGAGUUUGAGGGUCAGGUCAAACAGUUUCUCACUAUUCUCGAGAAGAAGGACAUGGAUGGGAUCGUGGUGGCUGGUGGUGAUGGAGCUCUGCUGGAGGCUGUAACAGGUUUUAUGAGAAAAGAUGAUGUGAAUUUCCGUCAGAAUGUUCCAGUGGGAGUUAUUCCCCUUGGCUACACAAAUCGGUUCGCCCAACUUCUCUUUGGAACAGAUCUAAGUGAAGUCAGGAUGAUAGGAGAAGCUGCCUUGGCUGUAGUGAAAGGCGUGACAAAGAAAUUUGAUGUCAUGAAAAUUGAGAGUAGUGAGGGUAAAUCUACUUACGCCUUGUCAGAUGUUCAAGUGGGGGCUUUCCGGGACGCUGAACAAAGAAAGUCCAAAUAUUGGUACUUUGGUCCAUUAAAACAUCGGUGGACGUAUGUUCGAACUGCAAUGAAGAAAUGGCCACAGAGUUUCAAAGCAAAGAUUAGUUAUGUUGAAGCUACGGAAGAAAACAUGAAAUCUCAAGUUGGGAAGCCUGAACCCCCUCAAUCUUCUUCCUGGAGCUGGCUCAGCUUUCUAUACAAUUCCACUCCUGUUACAAAUGUUGCAAGUGACGAAGAUGAGCACAUGACAGAUGAAUGGGACCAAACAAUAGAGAGAGAUCUUGACACCGUGGAACUUACCAUCGUCUCUAGUAACCACCACAAACACAAACAAGAUGUCGUAGCUCUUGAUCUCGGAAUAGGACCAUCUGAACCUUCAAGAACAGACUUCAUCAAGGAAGGCUGGCGUAGAGUUGAACAACACAGUCUCACUCUCGGCACCAACACCAAUGAACACCACAGUGUUAAAAAGAUCUCAAUUCAGCCUGAUGAACAGAAUGAAAACCUCUGGUUCAAUAUUGAUGGCGAGUACUUUGAAGCGGUGCCUACAGAAAUCACUCUUCUCAAAAACAGACUCAAGUUUUACUAUGAGCCAGGUUUGUUUGAGGCUACCAGUCCAGUGGGUAGCUGAUGUAUUCUUCUUAACAUCAAGACAGAGUUUACAGUCAACCAGUGAAACAGGACCAGUUGAUGUAUUCGUUUUUAAGAACAAGAUAAAUUUCAUAGUGAGCCAUUGAAGCAGCCAGAAUCAGCUGAUGCAUUCUUGAAAAUGGAUUCCGACUUCACAUUCUGCUGGUUUUAUUUGAUUUAGUCAGCUCUAGCUUGUGAAACUUGAGUGUUCAUUUUAAGACAUAUUUAUUCUUUUGAAAAGAGGUAAACAUAAGCAUAUUUUCAGUUUUAUACAAACUGCCUUACUGGUUUAAAGAGUUGAAUUUGUUAGAGCUAGAAAGGAUUAAAACAAACUACUGGUGCUCCAAAAUUAAUACAGUGAUGUUUUUUUCAUUAUUAUGCAUUUGAUAGCAGUGUGUGUUUAUAUUUGUACAAAAAAGUAUACAUUUAAUUGUGUAAUAAAAUGUCUUCAUGUAUACAGUAGUAAUAUUGUGUCCAAAUUUAAUACGGUAACAAAUCCACUUGUUUCUUACUUCCUUUUUGAAGUAAUCUUUGAAGAAAUCAUGUGGAAUGUCAAACUUUCUAUAAUGUCUGCUUUUCAAAAAGUAAGAUUGUCUUCAAGAGCCUUGAGAAAUUAAUGGCUUAGUCAUUUGAGUUUGAUAAUAAUCCUGGUAGCAGUAUAGCAUCUUUUGGGGUUUUUUCUUAUGUUCGUGCUUAUAUCCAAUUAAGGUUCAAGCACGUUGUCUUGUGCACACACCUCAGCUAUCUGGGCUGGCUGUCCAGGACAGUGGGUUAGUUGUUAGUGAGAGAAAAGGGGGUGUUGUGGUCUUACACCUGCCCAUUUAGUCCUUAAAAUUCGCAGUACUGGGCUGUGAACCCAGUACCUACCUGCCUUAUGUCCGAUGGAUUAACCACGACACCACCAAGGCAGUAUAGCAAACAGCAUUUCAAUGUGUCACAGGUGGAAGUACAUCUAUUGAUUGCACAUUAAAUAAGGACACAAGUUUUGUUGUCAUAAAAACCCUUAUUUUUCUGAUUUAUUUAAGUGUCGGAAGUUGUAGUAUUUAUACCUUUGGUGCAUAUGUUGAUUGGGAUGUCGCUUGUAGCAACUUUAGCCAUAUAUGUUACUGUUGUCAACUAUAAGAUUUGAUUUGGUGGUAUACACCCUACUGGUUGUAAAAGGUUUAUUGCACAUCAUGAUAUGUAUGGCACAAUGUAUUUGGAAGCUAAUGAAUAAAUCAUAAAAUGAUACUGAUAAAGAGUUGAAGAUUUUGGAAAUGAUCAGACCUUUACUGCAUUUUUAUACCAUGGUUACAAAGUCAUAAAUCUGUCAAAACAUUUGUGUGUAUAAAAUUCCAUAUUUAUAUAUAUAUAUAUAUACAAAUCUGUAUGCAAGUUUAAAAAAAAAAAACAGUUUGAUAUAAUAGAAAUAAAUAAUAUACCACCCUG
Messenger RNA from Gigantopelta aegis, 2753 nucleotides. RefSeq names its product acylglycerol kinase, mitochondrial-like. The coding region runs from base 28 to 1326 and encodes 432 amino acids. Gene Ontology annotation, molecular function: acylglycerol kinase activity; ATP-dependent diacylglycerol kinase activity; ceramide kinase activity. Gene Ontology annotation, biological process: ceramide biosynthetic process; protein insertion into mitochondrial inner membrane. Gene Ontology annotation, cellular component: mitochondrion; TIM22 mitochondrial import inner membrane insertion complex. The record is from RefSeq and is a predicted model, not a curated record. Lineage: Eukaryota; Metazoa; Mollusca; Gastropoda; Neomphalida; Peltospiridae. The transcript is spliced from 14 exons.